Cucurbitaria berberidis CBS 394.84 is the source of this 1118-nucleotide messenger RNA. RefSeq names its product alcohol dehydrogenase. NCBI's taxonomy places the organism in Eukaryota, Fungi, Ascomycota, Dothideomycetes, Pleosporales, Cucurbitariaceae. The transcript is spliced from 2 exons. Gene Ontology annotation, molecular function: zinc ion binding; oxidoreductase activity. Bases 23 to 1078 code for a protein of 351 amino acids. The record is from RefSeq and is a predicted model, not a curated record.
ACCUUCCUCCACCACAGUCAACAUGGCUUCCGUUCCUACCGAGCAAUGGGCGCAGAUAUUCGAGAAGUCUGGUGGCCCCAUCGAGUACAAGAAGAUUCCCGUCCAGAAGCCCGGCCCUGAUGAGGUUCUCGUCAACGUCAAGUACACUGGUGUCUGCCACACUGAUCUCCACGCCCUCAACGGCGACUGGCCGCUGGACCGAAAGCUCCCUCUCGUCGGUGGCCACGAGGGUGCCGGUAUUGUCGUUGCCGUUGGCGAGCUUGUCAACGACGUCAAGCUUGACGACCGUGUCGGUAUCAAGUGGCUAAACGGCUCCUGCCUCCACUGCGAGUUCUGCCAGACUGCCGACGAGCCACUGUGCGCCGAUGCACAGCUCUCCGGGUACACCGUCGACGGCACCUUCCAGCAAUACGCCAUUGCCAAAGCCGCCCACGUCGCCCGCCUUCCCAAGGACACCGAUCUCGCUGCCGUGGCCCCCGUCCUCUGCGCCGGUAUCACCGUCUACAAGGGCAUCAAGGAGUCUGGCAUCAAGCCUGGCCAAUGGGUCGUCAUCAUCGGUGCGGGAGGUGGUCUCGGAUCGCUUGCCUGCCAGUACGCAAAGGCCAUGGGUCUCCGCACCAUUGCCAUUGACAGCGGCGAGGAGAAGAAGAAGAUGUGCAACGAACUCGGUGCCGAGACGUUCAUCGACUUUGCUACCUCCAAGGACCUCGUCGCCGACGUACAAAAGGCGACUCCCGAUGGCCGUGGUCCUCACGCCGUCAUCCUCCUCGCCGUCAACGAGAAGCCCUUCCAACAGGCUGCCGAGUACAUCCGCCCUCGCGGCACCAUCAUCUUGAUCGGUCUUCCCGCCGGUGCCUUUGUAAAGGCACCCGUCUUCUCGUCCGUCGUCCGCAUGAUCCGGAUCCAGGGUUCAUACGUCGGAAACCGACAGGACGGCGCCGAGGCCAUUGAGUUCUUCUCUCGUGGCCUGAUCAAGGCUCCCUACAAGGUUGUCGGUCUCUCAGAGCUCCAGUCCGUCUUCGACAAGAUGAAGAAGGGCGAGAUUGCCGGACGCUAUGUUCUGGACACGUCGAAAUAGGCAAUGGAAUGAUACCAAAGGAAAGAAAAAAAGCAUGGCU